UUUGAUGAUGUUUGUUUUCUUUUAUCCAAUCUGUCUAAUUCACCUUUGUGUACGUAGUAGACAUAAACUUUAUGGUUUUGGUUAUUCAUUCUACAUGCCUUUUGGACAGAGAAGGCAAGGGAGCUUUCAUUGUCACCUAGAGAAACUUUCUUAAUUUUGAUAUUUUGCAAUAGAAACGUCAACACAGGUCUCUGUACUGGCAUCACUGUUUCAAAAUGCAAAUAAAAUGAAGCAACAACUCAGCCUGAAUAGUAGCUGUUCCUGCAACGUAGGAAACUUGAGUAAAAACGUGACUGGAAGGAGAACUUUAGAACCUGUGUAUUUUUCUCCAUUUGAGCAUCUUUGUCUUGAUGGGGUUUUAGGCUUAUAGCCCCUGAAGGGCUUAUACUGGAAAAAGCCUGACAUUUUAAAUCUAUUUACCCAACUGUCAAAGUUCUACGGAAAGUUUUGUGCAAAGACUUUUAGCAAAGAAAGAAUGUUUAUACAAUUUAAGGAUUGGAAAAACUGUAAAAGAAAACGUUAUGUGGAACUAAGAGAAACAAAGUAGCUGACAUUGUUAGAAAUAUCAAAAACUUACCAAUGUAGGUAUCUAAUAGCAAUUUUUCAGAUUCUAAACUGGGCUUUGAUUAUACAAUAUAAGACAUAGAUACAUGUUUAUAUGACGAAAAGAGCUAAAUAAAUCAAAUACUGCAGAGCCAUAAACUAGCAACAGAGCCAAAUAGCAAGUAUACAAGUAAUCAAGCCGCCUUUGGCCUCUUUAGUUUGGAGCGUUUCGGAAAAAACAACAAUGCCAUUGAUGAGACGUUGUUUUUCUUUUCAUUGUCUGAAAGGCACUUUUUAGUGGCUAUUCAGGUCUUGAAUUAUUUGCUACUGGAAAUCAUUAAAUAUUUAAUGAUUGAAGCCCAUUUAUAUGUACUGGCAAAACCACUCCUUAGGUGAAUCAAACCUCUAUAAAUGUUUCAAAGAGAAGCGAUUGAUGAAAGGUGUAAUUGGACUUUUGAUACUCAAAAAGUAGAGAAAACGAAAAAACCCAGUUGGCCCUAUCAAAUCUUACGUUCUUACCUUAUCUUACAAAGCUUACAUUUGUUUCGCAAAACUGUUAUAUUUGCACAUAGUUUCACUGUGACAAUAAUACACAGGCGACAAAAAAUUAAGCCCAAAUGAUGUUGUCCAAAUGAAAAGUUGUCUGCAGCGGUAAAUCUUCCACGUAUCUGCGUCACUCAGCAGCACUUUUAAAGACUUUGACGUCACUUUUUAUUAGACAGUUUGAAACCAUCAAUAUAUGUACUUACUGUUUUGGGUCAGGUUUGCUUAGUUUGUAUAUAAAACCCAUUUAUUCAAGACUCUGAUUCAGACAGAAGCUCUCUUCAAGAUAUACGAUGGUCAAACAGAGCUAUAGUUACUGAUUCGGUUUUUCUAUUUCAAAAUUCUAUUUUCUUUCAAGAUUAAGGGACAAAUAUCACUUCAAUCUAUGAUAACAAACUAAACAUCUCUGGAUUCUCUUUCUGGAAACACUGUAUGCAUUCUCGUGUAAACUGCAGGAAGUAGAGUGAGAAUAGAGCUGCUCUGCAAGAUUCAGAGGAGACUUUUUCUAACGUACUGUCAACGGAUUUUGUGGCGUGACAAAAUUUAAAAGUUUCUUUGGAAAAAGCAACAUUUUUUACUAUUCUAAGGUUUUGCUAAGGCACUUUUCAUGUAGUGAAACUAUGUACCCUAUUAUGGAUCGAAAUAGGCCAGAGGCGCAAGCACAUGACUAUAAAGGUUGUCCAAUCAGUGCUGCCUGCCUAUUUCAACCAGAACUGGCUUUAUAUAUUUCUAAGCUUAGAGUUCACGUUCAGUAUUCAGACGUUUUAAACUCUAGAUAGUGUUAAAUAAAAAAUUCAGUAUCCUUCAGUAUUUUUGCUUUUCUAAGGCCUUCUUGUUCUCUGCCUUUAAUCGAAAUAUUCUGUGCCUUGGUUUUGCUACUGCUGGUAAUAUUUGCUUUCCUCUUUUUUCUAUUAAAUUCUCAACUUUUUAAAUGCAUACGCUGUCACAACUUCUACCGUCACCCUUUCCCUAGCAACAACUCCCACCAAAGCAAAGGCGUAUUGGAUUGGCGUGUGUCCUAUGCCCUCCCCCACACCUUUUAUUCGAUUUCAUCAGCUGUUUACUGGUUGCAAGCCGAAGCAAUAUAACAUUAGUUAACUUUGAUCGAAUUGCUCUUUUUACGAUCGCUUUGGAUUUUAUGAUCAUCGUGAUUGCACCAAUUAACGUUAUAUGAAAUAAUGGCAACCUCUUCUCCCAUCCGGGUUUGUAUGAAAUUAAGUCUUUGAAAGGUGGUAGGAACAGGAUAAACUUUAAGUCGGAAAUAAAAAACCAAGAGACAGUUAAGGUUUCUUUGAUCUCAAAGGGUUAUUAUUUGCAGUCCAUGCAUUAACUGUUUCAUAGUGUCAGUAAAGUGCGCUACAAGGUUAAUAAGAUUUCCUCUUGGCUAUUCAGCCUCGUUCCUAUUCUAUAUUUCUCUUGUACUUAGACGGUUUAUUAAUCAAGCUUAUUUCCUGAGAAGCUUUUUAGAAGCCUCCAAGAAUUGUCCACUGUAACUUGAUUGAGUCUGCAGUUUGCGUUCAGAACAUCUUCGCUACAAAUUGACGCAUGCAGUGGACGUUUAUCUUUUAUAGAUUUUUAUCAGGAGUAAUAGAAGUUUUGUUCUAAGUGCUUGUUUCCAAGGCCAUUGUGCGUUCUUUCCACGUGUGACGAAGCGAUCUGAAUCCAGCAAUAUAAACUAAUGACACACGCUGUGUACAGUUUUCUAUCCCAUCAACCCUCUUCUACUUGACUAUUUAACUCUUACAAAACUUUUAUUAAUCACUGCUUCGUUAAACAUCUCAGUUAUCACUUUCUCUCGUGUUUCCUUCCCGUUCUCUAUUAACACGUGACUAAGUAACUAGGUUUCAGCUCUCUCAUAUCUCCACCCACGCGAGAGCGAAUCCAUCAGGAUUUGCUAUGCGUUUUGGUUUGGAUUCUAAACAAAAAUAAAAUUCUAUUUGGUACUGGUAAAUGUCAAAAACUGGAGACACAACAGUUUCAUUAAACUGAAACAAGCCUGUGCUGGAAUUGAACCAACCAGAAUGUCUGGAAAUAUAAGACUAUGUGUUGGCCAUCUUCAUGUCAUAUACUCUCUCUUCGCACAAUUCCCAACGACUCUUCUUUUUUCACCUGCAAGAGUGUUUAUUCACGUCCUAGGUGCUAAAGUUGUUGUAGAAUAAGUUUCAAUAAUUUAAGUUUUCAUUUUUAGGAUACAAGACUGUAGAAAUUGGCCUUAAACUUCGAGAAUUAAAAUAUCUAAUACCGCUCUACAGGCUUUAGGAACUUCGCUCGUUGAUUAUAGCCGAUUACAGUCGCAAACUGGUGCUUAGCCAAAAAGUUAGACAAUAGACUUUUCAGAUCAUUACAGAAGCUACGCGGCUGCUUUUCGUUCAAAACAGCAAAGGGAUUUGAAGGCUGAUGGCAUACAAAUUUCUCCAGCCAUUCAUCUCUUUUUCUUUGCAAACCCAUUGUUCUAACUGUCAAUAGAAAGCUAGCGAUGUCUAAUGAGUGAUAAUCGAUGAUAACAAGAGUAGAUCUGAAUACAGACUCAUUUAAUCAGAAUCAUAUUUUAUAGAGAAGGGAAAUGUUGAUUACAAUUUCUAUCGUCAUAUACAGAUUUGAAUCUUCUUGUACACUGCAAUGAUAGCAAAAGCGUUGCCUUAGAUUCUCUUCUGCGCACCUGCGAGGCUUCUUAUCAGCGCUUUUGCGGCUGUGCGAUUCCGUCAGAUUAAAAAUUUGUUUACUUUAUGCAGCGUAACCCCCCCGAUGGGCAGCCUUCAAUGAAAUGGUUUUGGAAUCCGGCCGUUUUUCGAAUCCGUCGUUGUCUGCUAAACAUUGGUGUUGAGAAUACAGUAAUGGUUACGUUGUUAUUUCAACCCAGAUACGACGAUAAGUUUAGCUAGACAUAAAUCGAAGGAAGUCUAAAGUUACCAAUGUGUUGAAGCUAUGGCUUGUCCAUACGCUGAUUGGCACUUUUGAAAAACCAACGACUACGACGCUAUAAAGUGGUAAUACCAUUGGAAACAGAAGUAUCUCAGCUGCAGGAUUUAUCCUCGUUGUGGAGUUUCAACAUCUGGUUUGGCAGGGAUUUCUGCUUGAACGGUUAGUGCGCUUGAUUCCAUCACAAAGGUGGAGAGGAUUUGUGGUGAUAGAAAGUGGCUAUUCAUUAGAAGUUGGAUAUCUAACUCAACAUUUCUGGCCACAUUUCAAGUGCAUCCUUAAACUCAAAAUCUUGAUUUCAAAAUGGCGGCUGGUAAUGGCUCAGCUACAUCUACCGAACAGAUUGUACACUUCUAUCUUUAUGAAAAGGUGAUAAUGUUGACAGUUCUUGUCGUUGUCUCGCUGACAGGUAUCAUCGGCAAUGCUCUAACAUGCGUCAUUUUUGUACAAAACAAAUCAUUGCGAACGUCAGCAAACUUUUUGAUCGUAAGUUUGGCGGUAGCCGACGUUCUUCAGUCGUUUAACAUGAUAUUCAUUUUCGUAAGCAUUGUAGCCGACAAGUGGAUUCUCGGGUACGGUCUUUGCCAGCUUUGUGGCUGGACUAACAUGAGCUUCAUCAUCACUUCUGUUGUGAACCUUGCUUUGAUCAGCCUGCAGAGGUAUUACGCCGUAGUAAAGAAGACAAGCAAGAAGCUGUUCAAAAAGAGAAACACAUUGAUACUUAUAGCAAUUUCCUGGGUCUAUCCGGCCAUUUUCUCCAUUGCUCCAAUUCUGGGCUGGGCAAAGUAUGAAUAUCGGCCCGGUAAACUGAUAUGCACUUUACAAUUCUCUGAAAGCAUUUCAUACACACUAACACUCAUGUCCCUGGCAAUAUUCACACCAUUUGCUAUAAUGUGCUAUGCUACCUAUCGAAUUGUCAAAGAGGUAAAACAAAGUCGCAACAGAGUGGCACACUCCAUCUCUGCCGUUCAGCAAAAUCGCCGAUUCGAGACACGUAUAUCAAUCAUGCUUGUCAGUGUAGUUGUAUUCUUCUUCGUGUUCUAUUCUCCAGCAUCGAUCGUUAAUCUCAUCCAACUUGGACUAGGCAAUCAUUACAUCACCCCUUACCGGAUCGAUGCCUGGUCUGUCAUCAUGGCUAUGUUCAAUCAUGCAAACAAUCCCGUGAUCUACUCGAUAUUAAAUCCAAAUUUUAGAAAGGGAUUCAAAGGUCUAUGCUCUCAAGAAAAGCGGAAGCAGUUCCAUACUGCCAUGGAAAUCGAAUCGCGCCAGACACACCAGCCGCAGGACCAUAAUAACUCGAAGCCAGAAAUGCGUCCGUGAGAUCAGAUAUCUGGUCGCCCAAAACAUGUAACAGAAACGGCUCGCAAAUGCUGUCUAUACCCUUUUCCGGUGCUUUUGGAUUUAUGACAAGGCUAGGAAUGAAGUUUUUCACGUAGAUGGAAAACGCUUAUAGAAGUUCCCUAAACUUGACGUAAGUACUCUCAAAGGGAAAUUCGGCUCUUCCAGAAUAUCAGUAUCUGAAGUGACUUGUAAAGUGAACUUUAGAUGCAUGUCACUUGGCUCUUUUUCACCAGUGGCUUUAUACGAGCCAAAUCCUGUCGUUGCAACAACAAAAAUUGCCAUCAGAAAGAUAAAGUCAACGCUUAAUUUUUACUAUUUAGUUGCCAUUAAAUAUUUAGCUUAAUUUCGAUACUCAUAAACUGUAAAAGAAAGAUUUGGUUUAGGAAUUAAAUGCUAUACGAGCUUUAAGUUUUUAGGCCGUGAUUCAUUUUUAACAUGUUGAUCAAUCAAUGAUUCCAUGUUGCAGUUUUUUUAUUAGAAUGUUAUAUUAAUUGAUCUCUUGCAUCAUCUAAGGUUAAAAAAAACUGAUCAGAUUCGAACACGGCCAGUAUAACUAGGCUAUGAAAUAGCUUUUGUCUGUUUGUAACCGCUUUCCACCGGGUGAUACUUCACUCUGUGGGAUUGGUUGCCUGUGUGAAGUGCACUGAUGCUUUAACCGUCUAGCAGCUUGUAUUGUAACUCGUGGAUUGGUGUGCUGUCUGUAAAUAGUAAGCUCGGGCAAAAACUGUGUUCCAGGAUCUUCUAAUUUUCUUGUUAACUUGCUCUUUAAAGCCAUGUAGAAAUUACAGUGAACUUCUCCAUUUUGAUGGAUAAUGUUAGUUCUAUAUUCAGAUGAAAAUUAAAGGCGUUUUUUUACUCUUUCCCGCUUAACAAUGCAUGAACCUUGCAGCUUUCGUAAGUAAAAUGUCAUAAGCUGCGCUUAGUGACCUUUUGUGAAAGUACAUAGGUAUCUAUCGAGAUUUGGGGUGAAAGACCGUGCGUGUUGUGUUGUGAUUCUUUGGGUUUGUGUUUGCGAACGAGCAAAAUGGUGCCUCAUUCGCCUGAAUUUAUUCGAAUCUUUGGCAAUUCAUUAAAGGAAAAGCUCUUUCAAAAGGUAAUCGAAGGAUACAACCUCAGUGGCUGACGUUGUUGUCUGCAUUCUACUGUCAUUUAGCACAGAAGUUUACUAAGAGGUAUGGUGAAUGGAAACUAUUUCGCACACAAUUGCACUAUCAGCAACUACAGAUUGAAGCAAUAGAGAAACCGAACCCUGUACUAUACAUUUUGUAAAAAGUCAUGCCGAUUGCUACUGCCAUCCCCCUUUUACACUGCACAUAUUUCCAAAAACUCUGAUAAAAUCGCACAGGUAUGCAGUGUAGAUUCGCAAAAUGAAUCGAUGUCAAAAGUGACAAAGUAACUUGAAGACUCCGACUGCUAACGCUGAGAUAUUUCAGUAGCUUUCAGUAGCUUUUUUUCGAUUUAAUUCAGGCAAACGAACCAAACUUUGGUCUUUCACAAAACAUAAACCUAAGGAAUCGUAACACAAUACGCGCGGUCUUUCACCCAAAAUCUCGACCCAGUUCCCUUUGACGCGGUUAGUUGAAAAGAUGUAUAUGAAGAGAUUUGCUUUGCGACUCGUAAAGCUUUAGAUUCUCUAUAAAUGGCAAUAAUCCCAAUAUCAGAAUAUUCUUUAGGAUGUUUUGCAAAAAAUAUUGUAGAACAUAAGUAGUCGAUGCAUCUGGAUUUGAUUGUUAUAACUUGUAGCGUCUAAACAGUUAUGUAAGAAUAUUAAAUUACAACGAGGAUUUGAUCAGAAUUUAAGAGAAAUUCAUAGUUAAGCAAUAACUAUUAAAAGCUGCUUUCUGUCUCAUUUUUUCUCUUGUUUUUUGUGAUUGAUCACUAAAAGGUUUUUUUAUCAAUAUUUUUUCGAGGUUUUAUCAUCAUAACUUGGCAUUUUGAUGUUAUGCUAAUAAAACAUACAGAUUAUACCAGCAUUUCCCAAAUCAAUUUCUUACAGCUCUAGCUGCUGUUUAUUUUGCAAUUUUAUAUUGUUAGUGAUUUGCUAAAACUUCGAUUAUCCCAGAAAAGUCUUUGCUUAUGAGAAAUUCAAAUUACUCUCGUGUUUUUGUUUAUUUGCAUCUUGAAUGCAAAUUCAAUAUAUUCAAUUGCAGCUGUGUAACUAUUACAUAUUACAAGAGAUCAGAAUGUGCUUGCCUAAGUCCUUCUGGAUUUUCUGGGUCAAUAUCGUCACAAAGAACGUACAGUGUUGUUCAAAUAUCUAGCAUUGAAUCAUUAGCAUAUUUGUGCCUUCUGUUAGAUAGUCUUAGAAACCCUAAGUUUACAAGGACAACCGCUUCAUAGCAUGCAUCAGAGCAUUUCAAUCAAAGAUAUAACGUUUGCAAUGUGGAGAUUAGCUGCCAUGAUACAUAAUGGCAAAAUAAACAAAUCAUAACCCUGCGUGUAAUUGAAUAAAUCAGAAUAUGUAACAGAAAAACUUUAUUUCUAAAAUCAUGAAAAAAUGGAGCUAUUUACUACACUAGACGCCAAUAUUACCAAGAAAAUAAACUAGAUGUGUUUUCAUAUGUGAAGAAAUGAAUAAACAGUGGCAUUUGCUCUCUGCUAAGGUACACAGAAGGCUAUCACAAUCUUUUAUUACGAAUUAUUUCUUUGUACUUUUGUGCUUGUAUGCAAACUCAUUAACGCUGCGUAAUUAUGACUUCAUUAACCGCCGCUGUGGCGGAGGUAUGGAAAAAACAUAUGAUUAGUGUCAUAAAGGUGCGAGAUAGGUUUCUUGAACAACUAGAAAACCGUUUUCAAAAAGGUGAAAGUUAUCAAUGUGCUUUUUAUUUUGCUUUUCCGACAAGUCAAGGUAAAGUGGAAUCAUGUUGGAAUAAACCCUUUGAUGAAAAGCUCCGAUAUUUUAUUCUUUAGGAAAUGCAGAGUUGGCACCUCUAUCUCCUCUUAGACGAUAAAUCAGCUCAAUUAUAUCUAAUUACUCCAUUGUUUCGCCUUCCUCAUCUAUGAUUGUGCUACACGUGGUAUACCAACAAACCUUUAGAACUGUUUGAGUACAAUUUUACCACCUUGCAAGAAAUGCUGAAUUUUAAAAAACUUACGGAAGCCGCAGAUGCUAGCUGUAUCACUAGAAAUGUCGUUUUUAAAGCUGUUUCACAAAAUAUUUACUUUGGAAUCAAAUUGUCAUGUCAACUGUGAAUCAAUUAUUGCUUGGAAAUCAAUUUUAAAAUUGAUAAUGGAUUAUCAUUUUUUACCUUGCCACCGAAUCGCAGCUUUUUCUUCAAACCACUUUUAUGUUGACGACUCGAUUACUACAGUUUUGCCUGUUUGGUAAAACAUUUCCUGAACAGACCUUUUUUCCACUUGCACUUCCGUAUUUUCUGCUUCGAUCAACUCUAUGUCGACGACUCAAUAACUACAGCUUGCCUUUUUGCCUGAGCUUUGAUACGGUACACGGAAAGUUUUUGGCGAUUAUCUAUUAAUUUGGGGAAAAUUUUAAUGCAGCGCCAUUGAAGCGCCACUUGGUGUUGAUAUUUGGUUAUCGUAGUAGCAUUCCAUAUUAAUAGUCCUUUUUCUUGAGUCAUGGGGAAUAAAAUAUCUAACAAGACUUCGUGGCUAUGAAGAAUCCUCAGAGCAAAAUUGUUCAGCAACUAAAACGAACUUAGGUUAUUUGCUGCAGCGGAAUAACAUUUUAGUUUCUGGCAAUGGUUUUAGCUUCGAAUUUUCUCUGCAAAAUAAAAGAAAGAAUCAACUGCAGCCACAACUGAAUUGCCUCUAGGGGUGCUAUUAAGAGAUUAAGUAGCACUUUCAAGGUUACACAGGGUUUUAAUUCAGAAAUGACCACCUCACAAACACCGAAGGUCAGUGUUGAACGCCUGCAUUCCUCAUAUCCUGAAUCACAACUGACUUACAUUCUUAGUUACAUUUACUUGUCAUACACGAAUUGGUUUACAAUCAACCAACAAGCUAAACAACAACAGAGUACUAUCAUCAUCAUCAUCAUAAUAAUCAUCAAUUUAAUUAACCUAAAGUACAAUUCAAUACUUAAAAAAGCUCUUUACAUCUAAAUGACAAAUUAGAGCUUCUUACGCAAACGUGGAAAAAAAUUAAUUAAUUCACAGCAACAACAAGUAGCUACAACGAGUACAAAGCAUAGUGACAGCAGUACAUUACAAAUUUGAUACAGAGAUGAUGACAUAUAGAUUGAUUACAGGCUAGAUACAUUACACUUCGGUCAUGGCAUAACGUCCAACUAAAACUUUUCUUUACGUAAUCAAAUUGGUAAUUCUUUUUAUAUUUAUUCAAUUUUGCGUUAUCGGACCUAUCGAGUUUUCAUAAAAUUGUAAACAUUGAUAAAUCGCUGAGAAAAGUGAAGUACCCUUUUUCAUUUCCAAAAGUAAAAGAUUAGGAUAAAAAAUAUGAUUACAAAUAAUGUCAAAACUUUUGAGAAAAUCCUUAUUUCAAUUUUGUUCAAAGCAUUUAUGUGGAUCUGAGCAGAUAAAAAUUUUUCUAUUAAACUUAACUAGAAGACAAUUUUAAACUAUGAACUUAACAAUAAUUAGGCAUUGAAAAUCUAUUGACAAUCUUAUUUUGAUGAAAGGCAAUUGCAUAUAAAACAAUAUAGCUGUUUAUAAUUUCCUUUUUAGCAACGCAAUUCGUUGAUAUAACAUGAAUAGAAGUAAAUCUACUAUCAUCCUUUAGAGAGUAGAGUACUAUCGGUCUCUCCUUGUUACUCAUUAAAAUCCCACAAGCUGUAAUAAACAAAAGGUGCAAACUGAUUAAAGUCUCCCGCAAUUGAGAAUUCCUCUUCAUAUUAACACACCACCUGCAAAUGGAAUUUCGUUGGAUAUCCAUUCAGCAAACAGCCCUAGACGAGGUUCAAUAAAAAAUCAAUUCAGUACCAGUCCCGCUGCUUCUCAGUUGAUUAAAAUAUUUUCCAACGAACGAUGUUUGUUUGAUCUGGAUGUGCAGUCAACUUCAGUUCUUUAUAGUAAAAACAAAAGCCAAAUUUAUGAACUGCUAGCCUAGGAUAAAUCACUUGAUUAGAUCUAUGGAGGUCUUCUCAAAUAGGUUUCUAAUUGUCAAAAAGAAUCAUUUCUCACUUUAUUAUUAAAAAUGGAAUUUCAAGCUGUUUUUUAUAGACCAGGCGAGGAAGGGGGGGGGGGUAUCGUCACCGAUCGAGGGUAUUGGCAAGACCAACUCUAUUUGGUCAAUUUCGAUACGCUGAUUACGAAAAUCGAUGUUAUACGGAGAAAUUCGGUACCACUAAUCUAAAAAACAGACUGGAUCAAGCAUCUAUUGUCGAAAAAUGUGGCCGGGCUUUGCGGCCAUCUUUGUAUGCCCAAACGCAAUGAAGAGAGGGUAUUAUAGUUUACGGAAGGAGACUCGGAAAAUGCGCAAGUUACAAAUCUUUGCUUAGGAUAACUCGUAUACCCGAAAUACGUUUAAUUAGCAAUCCGGAAUGAACACACCUUUUACAGGACCAGGUGGUUAGCUUUGCAGUACCCUGAGAUGAAAUGUGGCUCCGAGAAAACGUCAAAGUUCUCGCAGGGUAGCCCUUAUAUUGGCCUAAGCCUUCUGGGCAGCCAUCAGAUCAGUAGGAGGAAAGUAGUACUAAAGGUUUGUGAAAUAUAUGUUUGAGUUUCUGGAGAAGAUUAGCUAGUCCUCUGCUUAGUGUUGCAGUUAAGCAUUGGCAGUCUAGUUGAUCAUGGUUGGGAUGCAGCCGGUAACGCAUCGUGGGGUAAAGACCCAGAUAAUGCUGCGGAGCUGCUUCUAAAUGUCAAUCAAGAUGCUGAAGAAGACAAUAUUGAUUCAAUGAAUGACCAUUGCUCUGAGGAUGAGUAUAGCGAUGACUCUGACUACAACGGAAGCUAGAAUGUUUAUGCCAAAUAACGUUGUAUGUAUAUCAGCCGUAUUAUAUUGCCUUUUGGCAUAUUCUUUUUUAAGUUUUUAAAGCAAAUCUAUGUGCCGAGCAGUUUUUCUCUAUGAAAACGAUGAAUGCACGAUUUUAGAAUGAAAAAAGGACCCGUGCAUUCAGAAUUCCGCCGUAUGAGAUCAACCUU
Molecule: messenger RNA, 11402 nt
Organism: Rhopilema esculentum
Lineage: Eukaryota; Metazoa; Cnidaria; Scyphozoa; Rhizostomeae; Rhizostomatidae
Source: RefSeq, a predicted model, not a curated record